AUGAACAGAAAUUUAGAAUUAAGAAUUUCAGAACUUCGAGUUAUACCUAUAAAUCAUAGAACAUCCACAGUAGAGCUGAGUGGUUUUUAUGACCAAAUAUUAUACAAAAUGUAUAAUAAAAACGAAAAUACUUGGAAGUAUAAACAAGUAGAAGGAAUAAAGAGAAGAAAAUAUACUAAUAAAUACAGAAUUAGAUAA
This is a messenger RNA of Nematocida parisii ERTm1, 198 nucleotides long. RefSeq lists its product as uncharacterized. The coding region runs from base 1 to 198 and encodes 65 amino acids. The transcript has a single exon. The record is from RefSeq and is a predicted model, not a curated record. Lineage: Eukaryota; Fungi; Microsporidia.